Messenger RNA from Clupea harengus (Atlantic herring), 1518 nucleotides. RefSeq names its product cell division cycle 123 homolog (S. cerevisiae) (gene cdc123). Gene Ontology annotation, cellular component: cytoplasm. NCBI's taxonomy places the organism in Eukaryota, Metazoa, Chordata, Actinopteri, Clupeiformes, Clupeidae. The record is from RefSeq and is a predicted model, not a curated record.
UUAACCCUAUAAAGGUGACGCCGGAAGCUCAUCCUGUCGUUUUACAGUACAUUAUGAAGAAGGAGCAAGUUGUUAAAUGUCAGUUUUCGGUCUGGUAUCCGAUAUUUAAGAAAUUCACGAUAAAGAGUUUGAUUCUUCCUCUGCCUCAGAAUGUAAUUGAUUAUUUGCUGGACGAUGGGACACUUGUAGUACCAGAUGGUGAAAGCCUCACUCUGCAAACUCACAACAACCCUAGUGACUCUGAAGGAGAUGAUGUCCAGUGGUCAGAUGAUGAAACAACCGAGACUGUUAUAGCCCCAGAGUUCCCAGAUUUCAAUGCUAAAGUGCUUGAAGCAAUAAAUGCUCUUGGUGGGUGUGUGUUCCCUAAACUCAACUGGAGUGCACCUCGUGAUGCUAACUGGAUCGCUUUGAACAGUUCACUGCAGUGCCAGAGCCUCAGUGACAUCUUCCUUCUGUUCAAGAGCUCAGAUUUUGUCACACACGACCUCACACAACCAUUUAUUCACUGUAGUGAUGUUGAUUCUCCAGAUCCAGCCAUUAGCUAUGAGCUGGUCUUGAGGAAAUGGAGUGAGUUGAUACCCGGCGGAGAGUUCCGGUGCUUUGUAAAGGAGAACAAGUUGAUAGGUAUCUCUCAGAGAGACUACACACAGUACUACCAUCACAUAUCUAAACAGGAAGACAGCAUCUGUCACUCUAUUCACGACUUCUUCAGGGACCACAUCCAGUACAAGUUCCCCGAUGAUGACUUUGUUAUGGAUAUCUACAGGGAUAGCUGUGGGCGGGUUUGGCUGAUUGAUAUGAAUCCAUUUGGGCCAGUCACUGACUCUUUGCUAUUCACCUGGGAGGAACUGACCUCCGGGAGCCGUCUGACAGCCAGUCAGACACAAGAUGACAUGCCCCAAGAGGAGGGGCCUGCAUUCCGUUACACCACCAGUGAAGUCACCGUUCAGCCCAGCCCUUGCCUGAGCUACAGAAUGCCCAGAGACUUUGUGGACCUGUCCACGGGAGAGGAUGCCUACAAACUCAUUGACUUCCUCAAACUGACAAAAAGACGACAGGAAGCAGAGGAAUCUGAGGGAGAGGCGUAGAUGGUGUUGAAGAAACACACACACACACACACACACACACACACACACACAGAGCAGUAAAUAAUGGACUAGAUGAAUCCAGAACCACUGUCGUCUUAUAAUUACAGUUCUCAUUCACAUAUCAAGACCUGCAUCCUAUCUCCCAACUCCUUACAUUUUCAAAUAAUUUAGUGUUACAGGUUUUUUGUAAAAGCUUAGCAGUAGCCAUUAAAACGUAUUACUGGAUCUAGGAAGUUAGUCUUAUGGAAAUAAUGUCUUGAAAGAACAGGAAUUUUCCUUUUCCUUGAGGAAUAAAUGACUAGGUGCUAGAAAGUUUGUGAACCCUUUAGAAUUGUCUGUGUAUCAGCAUGAAUCUGCUCUAAUAUGUGAUCACAUCUUCAUCUACGUCCUAAAACUUGAUAAAGUGGACCCAGUUCAACAAAAAACAAAA